Messenger RNA from Aureobasidium subglaciale EXF-2481, 4287 nucleotides. RefSeq lists its product as uncharacterized. Gene Ontology annotation, biological process: transcription elongation by RNA polymerase II; nucleosome organization; mRNA transcription by RNA polymerase II. The transcript has 4 exons. The coding region runs from base 1 to 4287 and encodes 1428 amino acids. Gene Ontology annotation, cellular component: transcription elongation factor complex. The record is from RefSeq and is a predicted model, not a curated record. NCBI's taxonomy places the organism in Eukaryota, Fungi, Ascomycota, Dothideomycetes, Dothideales, Saccotheciaceae. Gene Ontology annotation, molecular function: nucleosome binding; histone binding; DNA binding.
AUGACGACGGCCAACCUGUUCGAUUUGGAUGCCGAGCUCGGCAGCGAAGAAGAUGAGGAGUUCGAGGGCGACGAGGAAGAAGCUCCUCGUUCCAAGAAACAAAGGUCGUCUGGCAAUCUGGAUGAUUCCAGUGAAGAAGAAGAUGAUGACGACGAGGAGGCUGAGAGAGAGGUCCGAGAAGGGUUCAUAGUAGACGAAGACGAAGACGACGACGGGGAUCAAACCGCGCGCAGACGCGACAAGAGGAAGCGCAGACGAGAGGCGCGCGAGGCCGAGGAUGCUUUGCUCGACGAGGAGGAUCUGGACUUGAUUGGCGAGACACAUCCCGACUACCAACGUCGUCAGGAGGAGCAGAGCAAGUUCAAGCGUCUGAAGCGUGGCCACCGCGAAGACCGGGAUCGCAACGAAGCGCGCGGCAUCGACGACAUCUUUAGCGACGAUGAGGACAUGGCUGACGCCGACGGCAGAGCGUACGGCCGCGAGCCCAGAGCUUACGCAGACGAGUUUGCCGACUUUAUUGAAGAGGAUGAAUUCCCAGAUGAGGAGCGCGAAGCCAUGCGCGACGAAGCCGAAGUACGACGACCAGGCAGAGGCUAUGUCGACCCACUGCGCAUGCAGAGUGGACUGGACGAGUCGGCCCAGGAAGACAUGAUGGCCGCCUUUGGUGACGGUACUGAAUACGACUGGGCUCUGCAACUACAAGAGGAGGGUGAUGAGAACCAGGAAGGCCUGGACAAGCCGCUGGAACUCAAGGACGUCUUCGAGCCUUCGCAAUUGGCCGAUCGCAUGUUGACCGAGGGUGAUAACAUCAUCCGCAACACCGACGUGCCCGAACGCUACCAGCUCGCCCGCCAGCCCUUCAAGGAGAUGGACCUGUCCGACGAGGAAAUGACGGCCCGCAUGCAGGAAGAGACACACUGGAUCUCCGACUUCCUUCUCCCCAAGAAGCGUCUGGAUCGUGAUCUGGUCGAGCCUUUCCGUGAAGUCGUCGGCCACGUCCUACGUUUCAUGAACGUCGAAGAGCUCGAAAUCCCCUUUAUCCUCCACAACCGCAAGGACUAUCUCAUCCACGAGGAGCGCGUCCCGAUAUCACCCAACGCAAACGACCCAGACGCCCCCGAGUAUGAGAUCAAGGCCUCGAGACUGUUGCAGAACAGCGACCUGUGGGAGAUUUACGAGCUGGAUCUCAAGUACCGUGCCUUUGUCGAGAAGCGUGAAGCCUUGUCAAGGUCGAUUGAGAGCAUCCGUGAAUCCAUGCUUGACUCGAAUGACGAAAUCUUCAACGACAUGAUCCCUGCCGCUGUCACCAUGGAAGAGCUCCAAGACGUCCAGGACUAUCUCCACUUCCAGUACGCCGCCCAACUCAAGGAUACUACUGUCUACGACGCAGAGACAAACGGAACACAAAAAAGAGCUAGGGGAACACGCAACAUCUGGGACAAGGUUCGUGCUGGACAGGCUUACCACCUGGUCAGAGCAUUCGGCAUUUCAGCAGACGCUCUGGCGCAAAAUGCCCUCAAGAUUGGUACAAGGCAGUACACCGAGGAUCCGACAGAAAGACCCGACGAUAUGGCCGACGCGCUUGUUGAUGGAACCGAAUACUCCAACAGCCAACAGGUUAUGGCUGCUGCAAAGGCCAUGUUUGCCGAGGAGCUCGCCCAAAGUCCCCGCAUGCGCAAGCUUCUUCGUCAAAACUUCUACCUUGAUGGUGUUUUCGACUGUUACCGCACUGAGAAGGGUUUGAGGAGAAUCGACGAAGAGCACCCAUACUAUGAGUUCAAGUAUCUCCGAGGCAAGGAUCUCAGAUCAAUCGUCUCCAAGCCUGAGCUGUUCUUGCGCAUGCUGAAGGCUGAAGAUGAUGGUCUUGUUGAGGUUCGCGUUCGCAUGGAAGUCUGGGACAGAUUCAAGGACAGUCUCUACAAGAACAUCAUGUCCGACAAUUUCAGCGAGCUUGCAGAUGCCUGGAACGCUCUUCGCAGAGAAGUCUUGGACAUGGCACUUGACAAGCUCACUCGCAUCAUCGUCAAGGGUGUCAAGGAAAACCUCAAGACCGAGUGCGAGGCUCAAAUCGCUCGCGCUUGCAGAGAAGAGUACGCUAACAAGCUCGAUCAAGCACCUUACAAACCUCGUGGAAUGGUUCUUGGUACCACCCCUCGUGUUCUCGCCCUUUCCAACGGUGCUGGAAAGCGCAAUGAUGCUAUCUGCUGGGCAUACGUUGACGAGAAUGGUCGUGUGCUCGAGAACGGCAAGUACUCUGACAUCCGUAUGGGUAACAAGGAAAAGUUCCUACCUGAUGGUGCCGAUGUUGGCAACUUUGUCGAUCUUGUUGAGCGUCGUAAGCCUGAUGUCGUUGCUGUCUCCGGUUUCUCUGUUGAGACUCGCAGGCUAUACAAGGAUCUUCAAGAAAUUAUAGAGAGCAACGACUUGCGCGGCACACCCUACGAAGAUGAGGAUGGCUCAGAACAGAGUGAUAAGCUUGACAUUGUCAUUGCUAAUGACGAGGUCGCCCGUCUCUACUACACAAGUGAUCGCGCCACGGCCGAACACCCUACUGUCCCUCCGCUUACCAGAUACUGUAUCGCUCUCGCAAGAUACAUGCAAAGUCCUCUGAAGGAGUAUGCUGCCCUUGGUCGCGACAUUACAUCCAUCUCAUUCACAUCCAAUCAAAAUCUCAUCCCUCAAGAAAAGGUUUUGAAACACCUGGAGAUGGCAAUGAUCGAGACUGUAAACUUGGUCGGUGUCGACAUCAACGAGGCUAUCUCAGACUCUUACACCGCCAAUCUGUUGCAAUACGUCUCUGGUCUUGGUCCUCGCAAGGCCGCACAUCUACUCAAAGUCAUCAAUACCAACGGUGGUGAGCUCAACACACGAUUGGAGCUUAUCGGUAUCAGCGAACGCGCAAAGAGACCGGCUCUCAGUGGUCCCAAGAUCUUCGAAAACUGCACAAGUUUCCUGUACAUCAAUUACGAUGAUACGGAACCAGACUCUGACUUCUUGGACAACACCCGUGUGCAUCCCGAAGACUAUGAGACUGCAAGAAAGAUCGUGGCCGAUACUCUGGAUAUGGAUGAAGAAGAUGUCAAGGCUGAGAUUGAUGAGGCUGGUCCCAAUGCUGUUGUCCGCAAGCUUAUCAAGGACGACGCUCAAGAUAAGCUCAAUGACCUUGUUCUUGACGACUAUGCAGAGGAGAUUCUCCGCAAGCUCGGUCUCAAGAAGAAGGCUACCCUCGAGCUUAUUCGUGGUGAACUACAACAGCCCUACGAAGAGCUUCGUCGUAGCUUCUACUUGUUGUCAACAGACGAGGUCUUCACGAUGCUUACUGGUGAGACCAAGGAGUCGCUGACAGCAGGCAUGAUCGUACCCGUGUCUAUCAAGCGUACAUUCCCCGAUCACAUCGAUGUCAAGCUGGACUGCGGUAUCGACGGUUCUGUCAACGAGCAAGACUACCCAGCAGGUGUCGGCAACGGUGGAGCAGAACCUCGCCAUGUCUACCAAACACAUCAGACCGUCCAAGCCAAGCUUCUCGAGAUUGAGCCCAAGCGCUUUACAGCACGUCUUUCGCUCAGAGAAGAAGACUUGCGCGAGCCUUUCCGUCGUGAAUUCGACCACGAACCUGGACAAUGGGAUGAGCAACAAGAAGCACAAGACAAGAAGGAGGCCUUGCACGAAAAGGACGCCAAGACCGGCAGAGCCCAACGUGUCAUCAAGCAUCCUCUCUUCCGCCCCUUCAACUCUGCCCAAGCAGAAGAGUACCUCGGAUCACAAGCACAAGGUGAUGUUGUCAUCAGACCAUCUUCCAAGGGUCUCGACCAUCUUGCUGUAACAUGGAAGGUCUCGGAGAAUGUCUUCCAACACAUCGAUGUCCUCGAGCUCGACAAGGAGAAUGAGUUCUCCGUGGGUAGAACACUCAAGGUUGGCGGCAAGUACACGUACUCCGAUCUCGACGAAUUGAUCGUGUUGCACGUCAAGGCCAUGGCAAAGAAGGUAGAUGAGAUCAUGACGGACGAGCGUUUCCAGAAGGGCUCGAGGGAAGCAACGAACGAAUGGCUCAAUGCCUACACGGAAGCCAACCCCAUCCGCAGCAUGUACGCCUUCUGCAUCAACCCCAAGUAUCCUGGUUACUUUGAUUUGUGCUUCAAAGCAGGCGCGGGGGCUAAGGUUUCUGCUUGGCCUGUCAAGGUCAUCCCCAACGCGUUUGAACUUCAACGUCAUCCUUAUCCCGACAUGAGGGCGUUGAAGAACGGUUUCAAGUUGCUGUUCUCAAAGCAGAGUGCGGGUAAGCGAUAG